GUUUUUUUAUCUCCAAAAUGAAAGGCAUACUUUUAGUCCUUUUAAUAUUAUUUUUCAUUGCUACACCUACGUUGUGUGCUAGAGUAAUGCUUGAUGCAGAUUCUAGCUUCGAUGUUGUUAGCUACGGUGCAAUAGGGGAUGGUCAGACUGAUGAUUCACAGGCCUUUGAGAAAGCAUGGCAAACUGUUUGUGGUGCAACUCAAGACACCACAACACUUCUCAUACCUGAAGGGAAAACAUUCUUGUUGCAACCCAUUUUAUUCAAGGGUCCUUGCAAAAGCAACACUAUUAACAUUGAGUUUCAGGGAACUGUCAUCGCUCCAAAAAAUCCUGAUUCUUGGAAAUGGGGUACUGAUCUUAGUAGGUGGGCAUGGGUGAAGUUCCAGGGAAUAAGUAACCUUAUCAUCCAAGGAGGAGGAACAAUUGAUGGCCAAGGUUCUUCUUGGUGGAACCAAUACUCUAAGGAUGAAGAAGAGGACGGGCCAAAAAAACCAACUGCACUUCAAUUCAUUGAAUGUAAGAAUCUAAAGCUUAAGAAUUUAACUCACAUCAACAGCCCACAAAAUCAUAUUAGCAUAGCUUCAUGCAGUGACUCUAGCGUCUCCAACGCUCAUAUUAUUGCCCCAGAGAAAAGUCCAAACACUGACGGGAUUGAUAUCUCAGAAUCAUCUAACAUCCUCAUUGAGAAUUCAAAGAUUGAAACGGGAGAUGACUGCAUUGCCAUUAAUAGUGGUUCUACCUUCAUCAACAUAACCGGUGUUACAUGUGGUCCUGGCCAUGGCAUAAGUGUGGGCAGCCUUGGACGAAAUGGAAAGUAUGAAACAGCAGAAGAGAUACAUGUGCAUAAUUGUACCUUCAUAGGGACUCAAAAUGGAGCUAGAAUCAAGACAUGGAUGGGAGGAUCUGGAUAUGCAAGAAAGAUAAGAUUUGAAGAUAUUAUACUUGUUGGAGCAAAGAACCCUGUGAUCAUUAACCAACACUAUGAAGAUAAUGAAUAUAGUGGUCUAAACACGGCAGUGCAAGUGAGUGAUGUGACUUAUGAGAAUGUGAGAGGAACCUCGGUUUCUGAUGAUGCAAUCACAUUGAAUUGCGACGCUAAAGUUGGCUGCACCAAUAUUGUGUUCAAUAAUAUUAACAUAACCUCUACAACUGGAGGGGAAGAACAUGUGUCCUGCAAUUACGCAAGCGGCAAAUGCUCUAUGAGUAAUCCAAAUGUCACAUGUCUUUAUGGACAAUAACAAAGGUUUUGAUGUAGCUAUGAAAUGCUGAAAUAAAAAUCUAUGUAUGAAAUGUUUG
Messenger RNA from Lotus japonicus, 1296 nucleotides. RefSeq names its product probable polygalacturonase At3g15720. The transcript has 7 exons. Gene Ontology annotation, biological process: carbohydrate metabolic process. NCBI's taxonomy places the organism in Eukaryota, Viridiplantae, Streptophyta, Magnoliopsida, Fabales, Fabaceae. Bases 18 to 1238 code for a protein of 406 amino acids. The record is from RefSeq and is a predicted model, not a curated record. Gene Ontology annotation, molecular function: polygalacturonase activity.